Sorghum bicolor (sorghum) is the source of this 2262-nucleotide messenger RNA. RefSeq lists its product as uncharacterized. Lineage: Eukaryota; Viridiplantae; Streptophyta; Magnoliopsida; Poales; Poaceae. Bases 1 to 2262 code for a protein of 753 amino acids. The transcript is spliced from 5 exons. The record is from RefSeq and is a predicted model, not a curated record.
AUGGCAGGUCGAUGGCGGCGCGGCGGCGGCUCGGGCGUUUGGUGCACCCGAGCGGGCGAGCUUUUGGAAUUAAUCUACGAGCAUUACGAGGAGGCGCUCCGCGCGCUGCCGUUGGAGGACAUGCCAGUGCUUGCCCUGCGCCUUCUCGACGCCGGCGUCUGCAUCGGAUUCGCCGACCCCGUUACCAACAUCAUCGCCAACACGCUCUUCUUCCUCCCCGACACCGAGGAGGCUGGCGAGCCCGCGCUUCUCGAACCCGAGCCCAACGGCGCCAAAAAGCGGAAGAGGAAGAGGAAGAAGCUGAAGACGAAGGCCUUCGGGGAGGCAAGGGUGAGGGAGGAGGUCCUCUCCAAGAUCGUCGCAGGCGACGGCCCCUCCUCUCCGCCGGAAGCCCGGACCCUUGCGGAACGCUCGCUGGAGGGCCUCGUCUGCUUCCUGACAUCGUAUUUCCGCCACCUCCCCACCUGUGAGGCCCUGCGCUAUCUCUGUCUGGCUCGGGCCGACCUCCUCGUCGCAGUUCGCCUCAUUCAAGACGAUCGCUGCUAUCGCCACAGCGACGAACUCCAUACCUGCUCAUCACUUGCUGUCAAGACUGCUCUCAAAUGCGCUGCCUGUUCAGCAAUGCUGCACAAUUUUGAUGCCUUUAUCACCAGCUGCUUUGCACUAGCGUCUCAUAUCAAGUUGAUUACCCAGACUUUGUCAGCAAAGCGCCAUUGUCGCCUUACUACUCAAGACAUCUGCGGAUUGUCUGCGGUCCUCAAGAAGCCACUCAAGUUCAAGAGGUCAGACAAAUACACACCCAUGAAUCUUGCUGCUGAACGUUUUCAUGACCGAGAAAUCAAUGCAAGUAUUGAGAAUGUGCCGGGUGAGCUGACGGAGUCACUUCGAGGUGUUCUUAUGGAUAGAAUCCAUGGCCACUAUCUCAAGGUGGUGCCUCGGUUACCGAUGGAAGAAUUUCAGACCUGUCACCACCGUGGCCUUCUAAAGGCAGGCUACUGUUUUGGCCCGUUUAAUACCGUGUCUAACAUAAUUGUCAACACUAUUUGGUACAACACCAACUUCCCUCCGUCCGAAGAAUUCAAGGUGGACAUCAUCUGCACGUUGAGACACGUUGAGUCUCGGUCCCUUAAUGGACUCCUUGCGUUUGUGCGUGCAUGCUUCCCUGAGAUAUCUGAGCAUCAUGCUAUGAUUUAUUUGCUCAAGAGCAAUCUGAAUAUCUGCAAGAUAAUUGAGACAGCAAGACUAGAAGGAUAUGAUACACCAGUCUGUGUGGACAAUGGCUACAAGGAAGCAGCACAUGCGGCAUCUCACCCUGAUCCUGAUGCAUAUUGUGAAUUUGUUGUGCGAUGCUUGCCUAAGGUGCAAUCUACUAUUAGGUCACUUCUGCAAGCUUCUCAUAUACUUUCGUCCAACGAGGUUCUUCAGCUCUCUGAACUACUGUCAUUUCCAAUUGCUAAAGCGCUGGAGCCAAUCAGUGAGCUAACUGAAGAUGCCCUAAAGAUGCUUGCAAAAGAAAAAGAAGAUUUCCUUGUUCAACAAAGUUUCGUCCGUGGAAAGGUCCAAGCAGCAUUGUGGAAUUAUGAGCAAACUAAGGGCUAUCAUUAUGAGCUUGGUAUCAUUUGUGGUGUGAAUGUUAAUGUCGGCGAUGAAACAAAGAUUCUAGAAUCGAAGGGUCAGUACUCACAUGUUAACUUUUGGGCAAGUCCAGAUGAUGGAUCAGGUGCAACAUUAUUUUUUGCAGAAUUUAGUAAUUAUGAAGAUAAUAAUGACAACCAUCAAUUGUUUUGCUUCCCUGCAUCAGAUCUGUCAGCUCAAGUUCGCUGCUGUUAUUGCGAGUGUGAAGGUGUUAGAAUUGUGCAUCCAGUUGCACAUUGUUGGGAGGGUGCAACAGAUUUUGAGAAAAUUGCUUGUGGGGAACACACUAUUUCGAAUCAAGAAAUUAUUAAUCGCAGCAAGCGUCUAGAUAGCCAGGUGGGCAUAUUCGCCCAGGAUGGUCUCUAUCUAGAUCCUGCCCAGAACAAGUUAAUCCAAUCAGUGAACCGUGCUGCAUGGGUGAUGAAUAUUGGUUUAGAUGACGAAAUGAGGAGGAGAAGACCUCAUCCACCACAAGCUUCGAUAGGGAUUAUGACAGGCAAAUCUGAUCUUAAGACAGAGGUAGUGCCUGUAACUAAUUUCAACCAAAAAUGUUACAACCCAGUUGGUAGAAUGAUCCUCGCGAACAAGAACAUGCAAGACCUGAUUGAGAAGUUAAUUAUCAAAUGA